Messenger RNA from Prorocentrum cordatum, 1323 nucleotides. Lineage: Eukaryota; Dinophyceae; Prorocentrales; Prorocentraceae. The record is from the annotation of a GenBank genome assembly.
AUGCAGCUGCUGCGGGGCAGGCACUACCGCGAUGACCUCGGCAUACAUUUCGGAGCCAUUCGGAAGCCGCGCCUCGGGAACACCCAGCUCAUCAAGCAGGCCGCGGACCGUGGGUGGAUCCUGGACGGCGGCGAACCGGCCGGCACGUACCCGCCAGAGUGGGACAACGCAUACGCCAAGGGACGCAACAUCGAUUUCUCCCAGCAGGCGGCGCGAGACUGGUACGCCGAGCAGAUGGCGCCUUUCUACGCGCAGGGGGCGAGCUUCUGGUGGAACGACGAGGGCGAGACCGACUACUUCACCAACCACUGGUGGAACACGGCGGAGGUGCAGGCCCUGGCGUCGGUGGACGCCAGCAAGCGCUUCUACUCCCUCAACCGCGCGUGGACGCCGGGCAUGGCCCGCCUAGGGGCUGCUGCCUGGACAGGGGACAUCAUGGCGACGUGGGAGGACCUGCAAACGACGCCGGGUAUGAUGCUGAACUGGAUCGUUUCCGGCGCUCCCUACGUAGCCUGCGACAUCGGUGGCUUCGGUGGCAACACCACUAGCUUCCUGCUGUCGCGGUGGAUGCAGGUGGGCGCCUUCAUGCCCCAGAUGAGGAUACACUCCGUCAUCAACGCGAUCCCGCACUGGCCGUGGCGCUUCGGACCAAACGCGGCUCACGCGAUCAAGAAGCAGCCGCCUCCGCCGCCCUGCGGCGCGGCCGCGGGGCGGCCGCUGCCAGCGGGGCUGCCGGGGGCCGGGCUGGCGGUGCUCCAGCCGGCGGAGCUGCACGAGGCUCGGCAGGUGGCCGCGGGGGCCGUGGUGGCCAGGAUCCAGCGGGAGAUGCACAAGCUGGGGCAGGCCUACGAGGACGAGAUCCGCGUGUGCCUGCGGGAGGCCGAGGAGGCGCAGCUGCAGCAGCAGGCCGCUGAGGCCGAGCUGCGCGCGUUCGAGGGCGAGCUGCGGGCGCUCCGCGCGACCGGGCUCCAGGAGCUCCGCGAGGGCCCCACGCCGCACGACGCGUGCCGGCGGCCCACCGCGCACGAGGCGGCAGCGUGCUCGCCCCGCGGGCUGCCGCGCGCCGCGCACGAGGCGGGGCCGCCCAGCCAAGGCGCUCUCGGCUCUGCCACUGCCGCGCCCGAGCGGGCGGCGCCGUCCGCUCGGCAGGAGGAGCCUCCGGCGCUGCGGCCGCCGGGCGGGCCGCGGCCGCCGCCGGGGCUGGAGCUGGCAGAGCCGGCAGCGUCAGCGGCUCCACCGCCCCCGCCCCCGCCCCUGAGGGGGUUUCAAGACAUGGGGCCAGCUCCGAAGGGGGCGCCGCUGCUCCCGCAGGAGAUGGAGUGA